AUGGCGCGAUUGUCUGAACACAGACGACAAUUAGCGGCGGCCAAACGAGAAGCAAAGGAGAAGGACAAGCGCGAGCGAGUAGAGGCAAAGCUAAUGACAAAUGUAUCUCGGGAAAUCCAGGGAAAUGAUAUAGGAAAGGUCAACGACAGAAUUGAGCAAGCACGGCUCAAAAGGGAACAAACAGCCGAAGAAAAACUAGCAAGGAUCAAUGCAAAAUUGGCCAAAAUUCCAAAGAUGGAGAAAACAAACAAGAUAUCUUCUGAGGAGAGAUUAGAGCGCGCUAGACAGAAAAGAGAAAAAAGACUAGAGGGCCUGAGGGAGAAAUGGGAAAAGAAAGAGAGAAAGAUCGAGGAGAUAAAGAAGAGUAGAAAGUUAGGAAAACCGCAAGCGUCUGUACCGAACAUAGACCUCAAUUAG
Molecule: messenger RNA, 417 nt
Organism: Pecten maximus
Lineage: Eukaryota; Metazoa; Mollusca; Bivalvia; Pectinida; Pectinidae
Product: MAP7 domain-containing protein 1-like
Exons: 1
Coding region: 1-417 (138 amino acids)
Source: RefSeq, a predicted model, not a curated record